Molecule: messenger RNA, 2786 nt
Organism: Hypanus sabinus (Atlantic stingray)
Lineage: Eukaryota; Metazoa; Chordata; Chondrichthyes; Myliobatiformes; Dasyatidae
Product: P2Y purinoceptor 3-like
Exons: 2
Coding region: 253-1302 (349 amino acids)
Biological process (GO): cellular response to pyrimidine ribonucleotide; G protein-coupled receptor signaling pathway
Cellular component (GO): plasma membrane
Molecular function (GO): G protein-coupled UTP receptor activity; G protein-coupled UDP receptor activity; G protein-coupled ADP receptor activity
Source: RefSeq, a predicted model, not a curated record
GACACAGCUAUCUUCGCCACAACAGCAAGUACACGGACCUGCGACCAGGAGCUGAAAAUACAGCCGCUGGAAAAACAGGAGCACGUUCUGGGAACGCCGUUUGGAGGAGCGGGGAAGGGGGGAGGAGGGAGAAACGAGGUGGCGGAAAUCGCUGGAAGGCCCCGCAGGGGCAGCCCUCGCUUCUGACCGGUGCCAUCGACACCCGCCAUCACCCGCUGGGCGAUGCUUACCACCAGCGGCCACACCUAGAAAAUGUACGAGAAUGUCACAAGCCCGCCGGUUGAAAAUGGGUCGGGCCAAGACCCCCACCAUGGCACCUCCAACUCCUGUAACAACGACGAGUCCUACAAGUACGUCUUCCUGCCCGUGUGCUACACCUACACGUGCGUCCUCAGCCUGGCCCUCAACUCCAUCAUCAUAUGCAGCAUCCUGAAGAGGCGGAAGGAAUGGAACUGCUCCCUGAUCUACAUGUUUAACCUGGCCUUGACGGACUUCAUGUAUGGCCUGUCACUGCCGUUUCUCAUCGCCAGCUACAUCAUGCACGACGUCUGGGUUUUUGGCGCCUUCACCUGCCGCCUGGUCCGCUUCCUCUUUUACUUUAACCUCUAUUGCAGUAUCUUCUUUCUCACCUGCAUCAGCUUUCACCGCUACCUGGGCAUCUGCCACCCCAUGAAGACCAUCACCAUGGAGACCAAGAAGACCGCCAGGGUGGUGUGCGUGCUGGUGUGGCUGGUGGUGCUGGCCCUCACCAGCCCCAUCUUCCACUUUGCCAAGACGGCCACCUCCAACAACGUCACCAACUGCUGGGACGAUGCCCUAGACACCGAGUACCCGCACUACGUCCCCUAUGGGAUCAUCCUGCACUCAGUGGGCUUCUUCCUGCCCUUUUCCAUCAUUGCCUGGUGCUACUCUCGCGUGAUAAAGACCAUCUUCAAGACCAUCAACAACCAGCAGUUCAAGUCAGCGGUGCCGGCCCUGGACAAGAGGCGCAAGUCCAUCAAGACCAUUCUCACUAUCACCCUGCUCUUCGCCCUCUGCUUCCUGCCCUUCCACGUCACCAAGACCAUCUUCCUCAUCAACAAGGCAGUGCCCGACGUGGCCUGCUCCACCAAGCGGGUGGUCACCAUCUGCUACAAGGUCACCAGGCCGCUGGCCAGUUUCAAUGCUUGGCUCAACGCCCUGCUCUACUUCCUCACCAAGGACAAGUGGCCGCAGAACUGUCUGAAGCCCAAGAAGGACGAUGACUCCAAAUCCUCAUGGAACAUCUUCAAGCCCUUCAACCACAUGACGUCGCCGGCCUGAGCCCGGCCUUUUUGUGAGGGACGGCAGUGGGCGCCUGUUCCCCUCACCACCACCCUCCCCGUCGCCUAACCCCUUCCCCUUCUGUGGACGGACAGCUCCAUCCUGGGUGAUUCCUGCCAGCUGCUCUUCUCACCACCAUCUUCUGUCACCAUCACCCUGUUCCUCGCCCCUCACUGCCAUCCUGUCCUCGCCCCUCACUACCAUCCUUUACCUCGCCCCUCACUGCAAUCCUUUACCUCGCCCCUCACUGCCAUCCUUUACCUCGCCCCUCACUGCCAUCCUUUACCUCGCCCCUCACUGCCAUCCUUUACCUCGCCCCUCACUGCCAUCCUUUACCUCGCCCCUCACUGCAAUCCUUUACCUCGCCCCUCACUGCCAUCCUUUACCUCACCCCUCACUGCCAUCCUUUACCUCGCCCCUCACUGCCAUCGUAUUCCCCACCACUCAGCACCAUUCCUCCAUCUCUCGCUACUAUCCCCAUCCCCCACACCAAUACUCCCAUCUCCCACUCACCCCUGCCCACCCCACUCACGGCCCAGUACCUCCCUCGUCAUAGCCCACAUGAAAAUUUGACUCUUGUGGAACUGACCAACUCUGCCACUGUUUAACUGGUGCCCCGUGUGGACUGCCAGUGUUGAGGAGGAAGCAGCCUCUCCAGUGGGGUUGGAGGUGUGACACCCGAUCUCUCCCCCACCCCACCCCACCCACACACUGCCCCACCCCCCCCCCCACUAACCCUACCCGAUUCCACAACUGAUGGCCUUCCAAAGCGUCGAGGAGCUUCUCACUGCCGGAGUGUGUCUCAGUGAAACGAAGCCAUUAUUUAAAGAUUAGGAAUCAUUUCGUUUGCUGCCAUUUCCUGGACAACCACACGAGCUGGUGGUGCUGGGGGAUGGAGACGGGCUCCACAAAUGGCAAGCAGCCGAUCUGCCUUCUGCGGACCCCCACCCUCCGUUCCUGCCCUGACUUGUUAUCCCGAGAAGACAGCCUGUUCCCUCACUCCAAACGCUGUGUCUUCAAGCAGCGUCAACACCUCCUCAUGGACAAGGCUCUGAAGUGGGGGCUUGACCUCAUCACUCGGAUAAAGAGAGAGAAGGAGCAUCAACAUAGCCUCGGACUCUUGGCUCACGGACUGUCUUGGAUUCAGCCAAGGGAAAUGUGAAGCUUCAGUGCUUAUGUUUUAUCGGCCUGAGGUUGUUUAUCGCCGAGUUGGUUGACUCACCCUUGAACCCACCUGCCCACAGACUGGGUCACCUUCAAUAGAGGGUGGGGAGGGGGUGUGUGACCAGUACCAGACUUGGGACAUAUGGUGUUCACCUAACCCUGAAGCAGACAGACCCCUGCUCAACAGGACUCUGUCAAUUUUGAUUUCUGAAAUGCUUACCCUUUGGGAGAUCUAAUCAUUAACCUUCUGAAGGGAAAAUGUAUUAUAAAAGAUAACCUUACACAAUCUAUGUAUUAUAUAAAUAGAAGUAUGAAAUGUG